GGGGAUGAGAUAGACAAAAGAUUCCCGAACCCGUCUCGAAAUGUUGGGUUGUGCUGUUUUGGUAUGAUUUUUGCUGUUUCCACAAGCGAUCACUCCCACUACAGAGCCCAGAGAGCGAUAGCGGAAAAAGACGCAGCAGCAACAACAGAGUAAAAGCUAAAGCAAUCGCAAUCCAUUUAUAGUCUCAGGAUUGUGUCUGUUUAGGGUUUCCGUUGUGGGGUUUCAGUAGAUCUGGCUGUGCUUUCGCCCUAGUCCCCCAACCAGGGCAUUGAGUUCAGUUGCUUAGCUUGCUGGCCCAAAGGCGAGUACACACCUCUAUCCACCUCUUCAAGUGCAGCUUAGUCUAUGGAAAAUUUGUCACCUAGUGGGCAUCGGUUUCGAAGAAUACCUCGUCAGUCCAUUGCUGCUAAUCUGAAGUUGGACCCACUGCUUGAUGAAAAUUUGGAGCAGUGGCCGCAUCUGAAUGAACUUGUUCAAUGCUACAGAACUGAUUGGGUAAAGGAUGAAAACAAAUAUGGUCAUUAUGAAAGCAUCAGUCCAGUUUUGUUUCAAAAUCAGAUAUUUGAAGGGCCUGAUACUGAUAUUGAAACAGAAAUGCAGCUUGCCAGUGCAAGGCAAAUCAAGGCUGAAGAUACUACUGAUGAUGAUAUUCCCAGCACCUCAGGAAGGCAAUUUUCAGAUGCUACUUUCUGUGAUUCAUCACAGUCAAAAGUUUUAAAGCAUUUUGGUCAAUCUCCUCUUCCUGCUUAUGAACCAGCUUUUGACUGGGAAAAUGAAAGGUCAAUGAUAUUUGGUCAAAGGACUCCAGAAACUCCAACAACACAGUAUGGCAGUGGAUUGAAGAUCUCUGUGAAAGUCCUAUCCUUGUCGUUUCAAGCGGGGCUAGUUGAGCCAUUUUAUGGCACGAUUUGCUUGUAUAAUCGGGAAAGAAGAGAUAAAUUGUCAGAGGAUUUCUUUUUUCGCAUAUUGCCAACUGAAAUGCAGGAUGCUUGCAUUACUUAUGAACCUCGUGGCAUCUUCUAUUUAGAUGUGCCCUCAGCAUCAGUUUGUCUGCUGAUCCAGUUAGAGAAGCCUGCCACAGAAGAAGGCGGGGUUACUUCUUCAGUUUAUUCGCGUAAAGAACCAGUGCAUCUGACUGAGAGAGAAAGGCAGAAACUUCAGGUGUGGUCUCGAAUCAUGCCUUACAGGGAGUCCUUUGCUUGGGCAAUCGUUCCAUUAUUUGAUAACAGCAUGAGUGCUGCUUCUGGUGGGUCUACUUCCCCCAGUAGUCCUCUUGCUCCUAGUGUAUCGGGGUCAAGUUCCCAUGAGGGUGUUUCAGAGCCCACUGCAAAGAUCACAUUGGAUGGGAAACUGGGUUAUUCAAGCAGAAGUUCUGUCAUAGUUGAAAUUUCAAACUUAAAUAAAGUUAAAGAAAGCUACACUGAGGACUCACUUCAGGAUCCUAAGCGCAAGGUUCAUAAACCUGUGAAAGGCAUUUUAAGGUUGGAAAUUGAAAAGCUCCAGGCUGGCCAUGCUGAUUUGGAAAAUAUUUCAGAAAGUGGGAGUGUGACCAAUGAUUCCAUUGACCCUGGGGACCGAAUUGCUGAUUCCACUUUCACAAAAUGCCCCAGCAAUGGUUCUGAUGGGCCUCAGAAUAGCAAUUCCAAGUGGAAUUUCUUUGAUGGAAAAGAAAUUCCAAGAAAUGGAUCAAAUGCAUUUGGAUAUUCAGAUUUUAAUGCUGAUGAUUUCCAAGCUUUUGACUUCCGCAGUACAACAAGAAAUGAACCUUUCUUGCAGCUUUUUCAUUGUCUUUAUGUAUAUCCUUUGACUGUUAGUUUAAGUCGGAAAAGGAAUUUGUUCAUACGGAUUGAACUCAGAAAGGAUGAUGCAGAUGCUCGCAGGCAGCCUUUAGAGGCAAUGUGUAUGAGGGAGCCAGGUGUCUCACUUCAGAAAUGGGCUCACACACAAGUUGCUGUUGGGGCUAGGGUGGCUUGCUACCAUGAUGAGAUCAAACUUUUCCUUCCUGCUAUUUGGACACCAAUGCAUCACCUUUUAUUCACUUUCUUUCAUGUUGACCUGCAAACAAAACUUGAAGCUCCAAAGCCAGUGGUUGUAGGAUAUGCUUCACUUCCACUAUCUACACAUGCUCAGUUGCGAUCUGAAAUUUCUUUACCAAUUAUGAGAGAGCUGGUUCCGCAUUAUCUUCAAGACUCUGGCAAGGAGAGGCUGGAUUAUUUGGAAGAUGGGAAAAAUAUUUUUAGAUUGCGGUUAAGACUAUGUUCAUCCUUAUACCCUAUUAAUGAGCGCAUUAGAGAUUUUUUUCUUGAAUAUGAUAGGCAUACUCUUCGAACAAGCCCUCCCUGGGGUUCUGAACUACUUGAGGCCAUUAAUAGUUUGAAGAAUGUUGAUUCCACUGCUUUGCUUCAGUUUCUUCAUCCAAUUUUGAAUAUGCUUCUCCAUCUUAUAGGCAAUGGUGGUGAAACUCUCCAGGUUGCUGCCUUCAGAGCCAUGGUUAAUAUUUUAACCCGGGUGCAACAUGAGUCGGUUGAUGAUGCUGAAAGAAAUCGUUUUCUGGUUAACUAUGUUGAUUAUGCUUUUGAUGACUUUGGGGGUCGUCAGCCACCGGUUUAUCCUGGUUUGUCCACUGUGUGGGGAAGCUUAGCUCGCAGUAAGGCUAAAGGCUACCGUGUAGGGCCUGUGUAUGAUGAUGUCUUGGCAAUGGCUUGGUUUUUCCUCGAGCUAAUUGUCAAGUCAAUGGCAUUAGAGCAGACUCGUCUUUUCUAUCAUAGCCUUCCCUUAGGUGAAGAUGUUCCACCAAUGCAAUUGAAAGAGGGUGUAUUCAGAUGUAUAUUGCAGUUAUAUGAUUGCCUUCUAACUGAAGUUCAUGAGCGAUGCAAAAAGGGCUUAAGCUUGGCCAAACGUUUGAACAGCAGUUUGGCCUUCUUUUGUUAUGAUCUUUUAUCUAUUAUUGAGCCUCGCCAAGUUUUUGAAUUGGUGUCUUUGUACUUGGACAAGUUUUCUGGGGUAUGUCAGUCAGUUCUGCAUGACUGCAAGCUUACAUUUUUGCAGAUCAUAUGUGACCAUGAUCUUUUUGUGGAAAUGCCGGGCAGAGAUCCUUCAGAUAGGAACUACCUUUCAUCUGUCUUGAUACAGGAGCUUUUCCUUACGUGGGAUCAUGAUGAUUUGUCUCAGCGAGCAAAAGCAGCUAGAAUCUUGGUAGUCCUCCUGUGCAAGCAUGAGUUUGAUUCUCGAUACCAGAAGCAUGAGGAUAAAUUAUAUAUUGCCCAGUUAUAUUUUCCACUUAUUGGCCAGAUUCUAGAUGAGAUGCCUGUCUUUUACAACCUAAAUGCUGUUGAAAAGCGUGAAGUAGUAAUAGUUAUUCUGCAAAUUGUGCGCAAUCUGGAUGAUGCAUCACUUGUCAAGGCUUGGCAGCAAAGCAUUGCUCGAACAAGAUUAUUUUUCAAACUCUUGGAGGAAUGCCUAAUUCUUUUUGAGCACAGAAAACCUGCAGAUAGCAUGCUUAUUGGCUGUAGUUCUCGCAGCCCUUCUGGGGAUGGACCUGUGUCCCCGAAGUACUCAGAUAGACUCUCGCCUGCUAUUAACAACUAUCUAUCUGAGGCAUCACGACAAGAAGUCAGACCUCAGGGAACACCUGAGAAUGGUUAUUUGUGGCAGAGAGUCAAUUCUCAUUUAAGCUCUCCCAGCCAGCCAUAUUCCUUAAGAGAAGCUCUUGCACAGGCACAAUCUUCUAGAAUUGGUGCUUCAACCCAAGCGCUAAGAGAAUCCUUGCACCCAAUGUUAAGGCAAAAACUGGAACUUUGGGAAGAGAACUUGAGUGCUGCUGUCAGUCUUCAGGUUUUGGAAAUAACUGAGAAAUUUUCCACAACUGCAGCAUCCCACAGCAUUGCGACUGACUUUGGAAAACUUGAUUGCAUCACAUCCGUAUUUAUGAGCUUCUUCUCGCGUAAUCAACCUCUCAUUUUUUGGAAAGCUUUAUUUCCUGUGUUCAACAGUGUCUUCAAUCUUCAUGGAGCAACACUGAUGUCAAGGGAGAAUGAUCGUUUCUUAAAACAAGUCGCCUUCCAUAUUCUUCGCCUUGCAGUUUUUCGAAAUGAUAACAUCAGGAAAAGAGCUGUUAUUGGGCUCCUGAUACUCGUCAGGAGCUCCUUCUAUUACUUUAUGCAGACAGCGAGGUUAAGAGUCAUGUUGACAAUUACGUUGUCAGAGUUGAUGUCUGAUGUGCAAGUGACUCAGAUGAAAUCUGAUGGGACACUGGAAGAGAGUGGUGAAGCACGGCGUCUGCGAAGAUCAUUGGAAGAAAUGGCAGAUGAAGCUAGGAGUCCCAACCUAUUAAGGGAGUGUGGGCUACCUGAGAAUGCCCUUGUUGUAAUUCCAGAAAAAUUGUCAGAGAACCAGUGGUCCUGGUCUGAGGUGAAAUACCUCUCUGACAGUCUUCUUUUGGCCCUUGAUGCUAGCCUUGAACAUGCACUGUUGGCUUCUGUCAUGACUAUGGAUAGAUAUUCAGCAGCAGAGAGCUUCCACAAACUUGCAUUGGCAUUUGCCCCUGUCCCAGAUCUUCACAUAAUGUGGUUACUGCAUUUAUGUGAUGCACAUCAAGAGAUGCAAUCUUGGGCUGAGGCUGCACAGUGUGCAGUUGCUGUUGCUGGUGUUGUGAUGCAGGCUCUUGUGGGUAGAAAUGAUGGUGUCUGGAGCAGAGAUCACGUGACUGCUUUACGUAAAAUAUGCCCCAUGGUCAGCAGGGAGAUUACUUCUGAGGCAUCUGCAGCAGAAGUAGAGGGAUAUGGUGCUUCAAAACUCACUGUGGACUCUGCCGUGAAAUACCUACAGCUUGCAAAUAAGCUUUUCUCUCAAGCUGAGCUUCAUCAUUUCUGUGCCAGCAUUCUGGAACUUGUAAUUCCAGUUUAUAAAAGCAGGAGGGCAUAUGGACAGCUGGCCAAAUGCCACACUUUGCUAACUAACAUUUAUGAAUCAAUCCUUGAGCAGGAAUCAAGCCCAAUACCAUUCACUGAUGCCACCUACUAUAGGGUGGGAUUCUAUGGUGAAAAAUUUGGGAAGCUGGAUAAAAAGGAAUAUGUAUACCGAGAGCCUCGUGAUGUACGGCUGGGUGACAUUAUGGAGAAACUUAGUCAUAUAUACGAGUCUAGGAUGGAUGGUAAUCACACUCUCCACAUCAUUCCUGACUCUAGACAAGUCAAAGCAGAUGACUUGCAGGCUGGAGUCUGCUAUCUGCAAAUAACUGCUGUUGAUCCAGUCAUGGAAGAUGAGGAUCUGGGAAGCAGAAGGGAGAGAAUUUUUUCUCUUUCCACUGGAACCAUUCGUGCACGUGUAUUUGAUCGUUUCUUGUUUGAUACUCCAUUUACGAAAAAUGGCAAGACCCAAGGGGGUUUGGAAGACCAAUGGAAACGGCGAACAGUUCUUCAGACUGAGGGCUCAUUCCCAGCCCUAGUGAAUAGGCUCUUGGUGAUUAAAUCUGAAUCUCUAGAAUUCUCCCCUGUUGAGAAUGCAAUUGGAAUGAUUGAAACUCGGACAGCUGCAUUACGCAAUGAGCUUGAAGAGCCUCGCAGCUCUGAAGGGGAUCAACUCCCACGCCUCCAAAGUCUACAGAGAAUACUCCAAGGCAGUGUUGCAGUUCAAGUGAACAGUGGAGUGCUGAGUGUGUGCACGGCCUUUCUUUCGGGUGAGCCUGCAACAAGGCUGCGUUCCCAGGAGCUUCAGCAACUCAUUGCUGCUCUCCUUGAAUUCAUGGCUGUAUGCAAACGUGCCAUUCGGGUACACUUCAGGUUGAUUGGAGAGGAAGACCAGGAUUUCCACACACAACUUGUGAAUGGGUUUCAGUCUCUCACUGCGGAGCUAUCCCACUACAUUCCUGCCAUCCUCUCAGAACUCUGAUUAUGUUGUAGCAUUUGCUUGUUCCUGUAUUGCUGCUGCAAUGUGUUCAUAUCAUUUGUGCUUUGUCUGUUAGGCUUCCUUUUUUCUCUUUUUCCUUUUGUUUUUGGAAUGUGCACAUUUGGCCAUUUAUUUGACUAGUGUUUUUCAUGUUAUAUUGUUGCCUAUAAUGCAACCUUCGCCUGCUUUUGUAAGUUGUAAGUUAUGCACGGUAACUCUUAUCCAUAUUUUUAGAGAGGCCGUUUGCCAGUGACUUUCCAGAGCGUUAGAAUUGUUUUCUUAAAAAAA
This is a messenger RNA of Vitis riparia (riverbank grape), 6174 nucleotides long. Its product is annotated as guanine nucleotide exchange factor SPIKE 1. Gene Ontology annotation, molecular function: guanyl-nucleotide exchange factor activity. NCBI's taxonomy places the organism in Eukaryota, Viridiplantae, Streptophyta, Magnoliopsida, Vitales, Vitaceae. The transcript is spliced from 32 exons. The record is from RefSeq and is a predicted model, not a curated record. Bases 346 to 5889 code for a protein of 1847 amino acids. Gene Ontology annotation, biological process: positive regulation of GTPase activity; small GTPase-mediated signal transduction.